UUUUAUUUUGUUCUUUGUAGUACAUACCCGUGGCGGCCAGCACUCUGAGCCUGAUGACGCAGUCGAUCGACCGGUACGCGUCCAUCAAACACCCGCGGCACAACAGGUUGCACCGGGACAAGCACGUCGCGUGCCUGGUGUCCGGCGUGGCGGCCGCAUGGACGGUGGCCGUGGUCGUCUCGGUGCCGCGGUAUGCGUGGCCGGUCCGCCGGAUAAUCGUGGACAUGCAGUGGACGCGGUACUACGAGGCGUGCUACGUGGCCGUUGUGUUCGCCGUUCCGUGGGCCGCUGUAGCGUUCAGCCAGCGGGCUGUCAGCAGGACGCUGUACAUCACGUCACUUAAGGCGGCCGCGGCCCGCGGUCAAUUGCCGUUGCCCAUGCCCUUAAUGACGGCCGAAUCCAAGCAAGUGAUCCUGGUGGCAUCCAUACAGAAGAAUACAACUGUUCAAACCAAGGUGACAAAUGAUGUUGUGAUACAACAGCAACAGCCACAUUCGUCCCAUCAGCAAAGUCAACAAGAACAACAGCGGCAGCUACAAGCACAACAGCAACAGCAACAAAAGCAGCGUCCCACGCCGAGCGCACGAAGUCGACGACGAUUGGCCAAAGUGUUGGUAGCACUGGCCGGCGUAUUCGUCGCCUGUUGGUUACCAUACGCCGCCGCGUUACUCUACACCAAUUGGUUUUUUUCAUCGCCACACGACGGCGAUGUUGACGAAAACGGUAACGAAGACGACGGCGGCGGCGGCGGCGGCAAAAGGCACGCAGUCCACCGGUUGGCCACCGUGGCCGCUAUGCUUCUGGGCCACGCCCACUCAGCCGUCAACCCUGUGGUGUACUGGUGGCUGAACCGGCACACGUUACGCGCCUGUCCGUGGUGCUGGUCCUCGGGCGAUCAGUUUGACGACGAUGACGACGACGACGACGUCGGGUUCGGAUGUGGAGCGUUGGGUUGCGUCGUCGGCGGGGUCGUCGUGGCGUUCGGAUGCGGCAGGGGCGACGGCAGUUGCGGCGACAGCGGUGCCGUCGAUUGCGGUGGCGGCACUGGUUGCCGGCAGUCACAGAACCACACGCCUACACGGCUCAACCGGUUGCUGUUCCACCGACAGCCCAACAACCACCAGCGCAGCCGCCAACCCUCGUCUACCAACGAGGCAGCCCUGGGGCCCUUCAACCCACGGUUCGCCACGCCGAAGAAACGACCGCAACAGUUGCCUGUCGUCAAGAACCCUGUCAUGCUGUAUUACGCGUGAAUUACAGCUUGACCCCGCACCAGUCAAACCCAUCCUAAAUUCCCACCCUUAAUGUACAACACUAUCGAUCAAUGUCUGCGAUAGGUUCUUCCUUGUCGUUUACACGCCAUUGUUACAUAUACCACCACUGACAUCCAUACCUGACGUUUUCUCCGCCCUCUUACAAUCGUUGUGUCGAAUUUGCAAGUCCAAAACACGCCCAUACCCCGAUAACAAAGAGCGAGAUUUCUAAGCCUGGGUCCUGAAACGGAAAAAAGUAGUUGUUCAAUACAAACAAUUUGUUUUUACAAAUUUGAUUUGCAGUUGACAUCUCUAAGUCGUGGUGCUUGUUUGACCUUGGACCUCAGACUUUUCCAUUACCAAUACCUGAGUUAACGGUGCACCUGUACCUUCUACGACAACUUACAUCCUGUAAAUAUCGUGCGAUACACCUUCAAAUUUGGAGGGCGAUGCUGGAUAGGUCAGAAUGACAGAAUAUGUGUACGAACAAAUACAAAUUUAGAUUUGAUAUUUUGUACCAACUGUACAGUUGUGUACCUAU
Messenger RNA from Acyrthosiphon pisum (pea aphid), 1794 nucleotides. RefSeq lists its product as uncharacterized. Gene Ontology annotation, cellular component: plasma membrane. The transcript has 2 exons. The record is from RefSeq and is a predicted model, not a curated record. Gene Ontology annotation, molecular function: G protein-coupled receptor activity; peptide binding. NCBI's taxonomy places the organism in Eukaryota, Metazoa, Arthropoda, Insecta, Hemiptera, Aphididae. The coding region runs from base 54 to 1253 and encodes 399 amino acids. Gene Ontology annotation, biological process: G protein-coupled receptor signaling pathway; cellular response to hormone stimulus.